UAGGCUGCAAACAUGACAGGUUCGUUCAGAUUCUAUUAUUGUUGUUUCAAAUCUUGAUAGUUUCGAGUAAACACAACAUAUAAAUAUUGGUAUGUUGAACUGUUCAAACUACUUUUUACUGAUUUCGCUAGCGAUAAUAUCGUGGAUAUUCCUAUGUCUAUCUAACUCGAAACCAUCUUACGUAAAGUUUCUCAAGGAAAAGCAGGAAACCCAAAAGACCGCGGGUGAGCUCUCCAACUGGCCGGAAACAAUUCUAUAUUCUGUGACAUCAGUAAAUUCUAGUGUGAUGAUCUACAUCGCGUGCACUCUGUUCGGGGUUUUCAUAAUAGUUAACAUCGUAAAACGGAAAAUGAACUCACUCUCUCUGACGGAAUCCAUAUCCACGAUAGAAGCAAGCGUGGUUUCCUUAAAGUAUCAAUUGUCUCAGCUGAAGCUAGAGAAGACUAGUUUGCUGACGCUGGUGAAGCAAUACAAGUUGGAAAAGAAGUUCCUGAUUCAGCACGUCACCUUCAACAAAACAAUUAUCCAGAAGCUGCUAUCAGAUUUGCGUAAUGCCAAGGAGCAAUUAGACACCCUCAGGUGCAAUUACUAUAUCAGUCCGUGUAUAUCCAGUGACAAGUCCAUUCAGAACUUCAGGCCGCAAAGCGAGCGAGUCUGCAAUUCAUCCACAGGCAUUGUUGACAAUUACUUCCGUAAUCAAAAAAACAGCAGCAGUAAGAACCUGGAUAAGUAUGAUACACUGAGGCUUACCCUAAGCAAUCGUGAUGUUAUCAACGGAGUCCUCAUGGAGGCGUUCAAUGGUGUUAGAAGUGGCAAAAACAGAAGCCAACAUUUCCCACGGAUGGGGCAUGCGAGCAAUGAGGAUCUAGUUGGUGGCAGUUCCGAGUACAAUCAACAUUCCUUCUCAGGUCAUAAGAGAAAUAAUAUGGUAAAUAUCGUAUCAACGGAUCAACUGGAGGUGAUCAAAGGACUGUAUUGAACAAUGUGACCCGCGUUCGCACCUAAAUAACUUGUGCUUACAUUUUUAGAAAGAGUGCAAUGUGUAAAUUUGCAAAUUAGUUUUUUGAACAAUUAAAUCUUAUUUAUGGUGAAAACGUGAGAUUAGUCUUAUUGAAGGUUUAUAAUAAACGACAAAAAGUCA
Molecule: messenger RNA, 1141 nt
Organism: Hermetia illucens (black soldier fly)
Lineage: Eukaryota; Metazoa; Arthropoda; Insecta; Diptera; Stratiomyidae
Exons: 3
Coding region: 92-979 (295 amino acids)
Source: RefSeq, a predicted model, not a curated record